Molecule: messenger RNA, 1869 nt
Organism: Marasmius oreades (fairy-ring Marasmius)
Lineage: Eukaryota; Fungi; Basidiomycota; Agaricomycetes; Agaricales; Marasmiaceae
Exons: 6
Coding region: 60-1724 (554 amino acids)
Biological process (GO): fungal-type cell wall (1->3)-beta-D-glucan biosynthetic process
Cellular component (GO): cytoplasm; fungal-type cell wall
Molecular function (GO): 1,3-beta-glucanosyltransferase activity
Source: RefSeq, a predicted model, not a curated record
ACGCCCCCUUACACCUGAACACUCUACCCUCCCUUUCUUCCUCGCCUAGGCGUCACACAAUGAUUCCCAGGUUCGCUGCAGCCACUGCUCUGUUGACAGUCGCUUUGUCGCUUCUUGGCGUCGAGGCCCUUCCAAAAGUCUCCCGCUCAGGCCGAUAUCUUUUCACGGAUGAUGGUAACAGGUUCUACAUGAAGGGAAUUGGCUACCAAGAACAAGGCACCGUCGUUGUUGACGCUAAUAACCCAUUCGGCGAGCCAUCCACGUUCGUUGACCCUCUUAGCAACUCAGAAGCCUGCGCUCGUGAUAUCCCGUUUUUGAAAGACUUGAGCGUCAACGUCGUUCGAGUGUAUAGCGUUGACUCGUCGCUGAACCACGACUCCUGCAUGAAAGCUUUGGACGAUGCUGGAAUAUACGCCCUUAUCGAUUUGUCUUUACCGCUCAACGGUUCUAUUGACCGCGUCUCUCCUUCUUGGUCCACCAACCUUCUAGACCAGUAUCUCCAUACAAUUGAUACUUUCAGCAAAUACCCCAACGUGCUUGGGUAUAACGUUGCAAAUGAAGCCGUUAAUAGCACCGUUACACAAAUUUCGCCUUACGUUAAGGCUGCCGCUCGUGAUGUCAAGGCUUAUCUGAAAUCAAAAUCUUCCUCAGCCCUUGUAGGCUAUGCAGCUAUUGACGGCUCCGUAGACUUCCGUAACACUCUGGCCAACUAUCUCUCUUGCGACCCUUCCGGCCAAAAUUCAGACUCGACCUCGAUAGAUAUUUACGGGUUGAACAACUAUGAAUGGUGUGGGGAAGGCUCCUUGCAAGGCUCAUACGGCGCAACCAAUGAUGCAUUCAAGGACUACAAUGUCGUUGCUUACUUUAGCGAAUUCGGCUGUGUCACUCAACCCCCUCGCCUGUGGACUGAAGUUGCAGCUCUCUUUAGCAGCGACAUGACCAACAUUUGGUCAGGUGGUAUAGCUUUCUCGUACUUCCCUGCCACGAGUGCUGGUGGGUCCUUCGGCAUGGUCAACAUUUCGAGCGACGGCAAGACAGUCACUACUUCCGAUGACUAUACACGUCUCAAGGAGCAAUAUGCAAAAGUCUCACCCCCCAACUCACCUUCCAAAUCGUCUGCCACCGCCACUUACCCUACUUGUCCAGCUACGAAUAGCGCCUUCGUUGCCUCUACGACCUUGCCUCCAACUCCCGACCAAAGUGCAUGUGGAUGUUUGUCGAGUACUCUGAGCUGCCAGUUCAAACCCAGUACUGCCAAUUACAGCACCAUUCUAGGCGUUCUCACAGAUACCGCAUGUGGUUUACUCGGCCAGGAAAACCUUAAUUGUGAUGAUAUAGGCGGCAAUGGUCAGACUGGUGUCUAUGGACGCUUAUCUGGCUGUGACCCCACCAUCAAGCUCUCUUAUGUUAUGAGUCAGCACUACGAAAAGAACAACAGGGAUGCCCAAGCCUGUUCCUUUGGCGGUAACGGCACUGUCAACCCUCUUGCCCCCUCUUCGGCUUCCGCUGCCAAUUCGGCCGCCAGCUCCUGUAUUUCUAACCCCUCUGCGACAUUCGUACCUGGAGCCCCUUCUGGUAGUGGUGGUGGAGGCUCGUCAAAUGGUAAUGGAAGUGGCAGUGGCAAGAAUGGUGGUGUUGCCUUGGUCCAUGAUAGAAACGCCCUGGUCGGGAUGACCGCUGUUGUUCUUAUGGGGAUCGCGAGCGCUGUGUGGACCUUGGUGUAAGGGCUUCGGACAAACAAUUCUCUUUACAGACUAUACACUCUACACUGUGUAUCUAAUAUACCUACCCACAUCGGCUUAAGGACAUUUGACGUAUUGAACGACUUGGUAAAACUGGUUGACUCACAAAGUAUUGAAUCGUUGGCAC